GACCGAUUUGGAGGGAUGGACCCCGAAAGACCGAACUCCAUGAAAUUGGAAUGAAAUGGUUUCGUCUUCUUCUUCGUCUUCCUCUGCUCUCCCCUGUUCAUUGAUUGAUUUGUGUUCUUUGAAAUGCAUCAUCCAGUGGAGAAGAGAUUGACAGCUCCUCUGUGUGAAACGAAAUUUGAUUCUUGAGGUGGGCUUCGAUCGGACAGUGGGGUUUCUAGGUUCUUCAAAAAAAUCAACUGUCCCGGCAUUUCAUCGAGCACCUGGCGUGCACACACAUGGCUCAACAGGGAGAGGGGUGGCCUCUUGGUCUACAGCCUUUGAAUGUAAGAGUCGGGGUACCUGGAAAUCGAGACUGUUCGGGAUCAGUGUCUUUCAACACUUUGAUGACGGCUUCUCCUGUUUCAUUCACUGAUUCUUCAACCGAUUUGGACACUGAGUCAACAGGAUCUUUCUUCCAUAACAACAGCAUCACACUUGGGAGUCUCAUAGGAGUUUCAAACAUUUUGGAGCUCUCAAGAAGAUCAAUCAGGGGAAGAAGAACAGAGGGCACAAAUGGCAAGAGGAGCAAUGCCAGGUCUAGAACAUGGCUUUUCUUUUUGUGUUCAAGGGAGAUUACCGACGUCGAUAGCAUCGACAACAGCCCAUCGUUAGGCCACUUCCUGGCAGAAGAACGACGAGCAGCCGACGAAAAUAGGAGAAAUCAAGGUUUUGAAUUAGAAUUAGCUGAGUCUGCUCCAGAACCAAGCUCCCUAUUCAUCAAUGGCUGUGUGGCGCCUCCUCAAUGUAGCCUUGAUUCAGAUGCUGAAAGUGGGAGAAAUGGAGGAACUGAGCCUGCAAAUGACAGUAGAGUUGCACUGCUUUGUGCUUGCAUUUGUGGACACAUCAUGUGAAUGUUUUUUUUUUAUUUUUAUUUUUUAUUUUUAU
This is a messenger RNA of Cucurbita maxima (winter squash), 924 nucleotides long. RefSeq lists its product as uncharacterized. NCBI's taxonomy places the organism in Eukaryota, Viridiplantae, Streptophyta, Magnoliopsida, Cucurbitales, Cucurbitaceae. The record is from RefSeq and is a predicted model, not a curated record. The coding region runs from base 276 to 890 and encodes 204 amino acids. The transcript is spliced from 3 exons.